UCAUCCGCCGCUAACGGAAGUGGAGUUUUGCGUCGGAACAUCACGUUCCAGAGACUUCGCUCAGCCGCAACAACUCCACUGAGAUUCACGCUAACCUCGCCGACGGGACUGCCGUGUGUUGUCGUUUGAUUCGCCCAGGUUGUGUGUGGAGAGAGCCUGUGUGAGCCACAGUCAUGGUGUGCAUUCCCUGCAUUGUGAUUCCUGUCCUGCUGUGGGUCUACAAGAGGUUCCUGGAACCCAUAAUCUAUCCUGUCAUUUCCCCCUUCAUCAACGCCAUCUGGGGCAAUAAAGCUGUAACGAACACAAGUACUGAUCAGAAAGCCAGUGAAACAAGUAAUGGGACUCACAAGCUUGAAAGCAACGGUGAGGCGACUGCAAAUGGAGCGACUAUAGCAGCUGACAAGAAGGCCGACUGAGUGUUGUUUGUAAAGCAGAAAUGGCCGUGUAAAUAUUCCCAGCGUAUCGUUUAGAGAAAUCAGUCGUUGUCAAUGUUCUUCCAGUAAUCUGACUGUAAAGCUGCUUGAAGCUUGUUUUUAGCUUUUCAUUCAUCAUGUUAAGGUAGCUUCGCUGUUAUAUUUUCUGUUUUUUAAGUUUUUGUCUGAAUGAAACAGAUUUAGGCACUUUAAUGAAAGGAUGGAAGAAAGCCUUCAAAUAAAUGCUUAUUUAUUACAAACCUGACUUGCCACUUUAAGUACUUUAAUAUUCUGUUCAAGUUACAGCAAAGACAUCAAAGCUUAGAUUAUUUUAUAUAUAAAAUUAUUGUUCUUGUGAUGGUACUUGUAAAGCUGGCCUAAGAUUAAUCCUUUUUUUUUUAACUGGUGUUUUGUUAAAGGAAAGGAAUGGUUGUAGUAGACUGACCAUUUUGAAAAUAUAUACACCUUUUUAAAAAAAAAUUUUCCUAUGAAAGAUACUCAUUCUUUUAUGGAUUUGGAGCAUUUUGUUGUUUUCCUACAAGUAAAUUAAUUCAGUUUAGGUGUAAUUAAUAAAUGCUGAUUAAACGUUCAUUAAAACAGUGACAGUUUGGCAACAAUAUUUAAUAUUUAAUAAUUUUUCAGAAAUCUUACUCUAAGUUUUUAGAAAAGUAUAUUUUCUGAAUGAGUUGUUAAAAGCGUAAAGGAUUGUAAAGUUGUUUUUUGUGUUUGAAGAAAGUACAACUGACAAACA
This is a messenger RNA of Fundulus heteroclitus (mummichog), 1164 nucleotides long. Its product is annotated as UPF0729 protein C18orf32 homolog. The coding region runs from base 174 to 416 and encodes 80 amino acids. Lineage: Eukaryota; Metazoa; Chordata; Actinopteri; Cyprinodontiformes; Fundulidae. The record is from RefSeq and is a predicted model, not a curated record. Gene Ontology annotation, biological process: positive regulation of canonical NF-kappaB signal transduction. The transcript is spliced from 3 exons.